Molecule: messenger RNA, 1492 nt
Organism: Halteromyces radiatus
Lineage: Eukaryota; Fungi; Mucoromycota; Mucoromycetes; Mucorales; Cunninghamellaceae
Product: aspartate aminotransferase
Exons: 5
Coding region: 85-1362 (425 amino acids)
Biological process (GO): L-aspartate biosynthetic process
Cellular component (GO): cytosol
Molecular function (GO): pyridoxal phosphate binding; L-aspartate:2-oxoglutarate transaminase activity
Source: RefSeq, a predicted model, not a curated record
AAAAAAAAAAAAAAAAGACCACGCCACCCAGAAUUUUCAGCUCACCUGCAUAAAAAGAAUUUUCUCUAACUUAUUUUUUGAAUAAUGGUCUCUCCUUCCAAACGAUUAGAACAAAUAUCUUCUCACCUUGAUAAUAUGUCUGUUUCUGUCUUUCAAAACGUACCUCAAGCUCCUGCUGAUGUCAUCUUUAGUUUAACUGCUGGUUAUAAAGCUGAUACUCAUCCUCAAAAGAUUAAUGUUGGUGUUGGUGCUUUUAGAACUGAUGAACUCAAGCCUUAUAUUCUUCCUGUAGUUAAAAAGGCUGAUGCUAUUCUUUUUAAUGAUCAAACUUUGGACCAUGAAUAUCAACCUAUUGCAGGACAACCUUCUUACACCAAAGCUGCCAGUCAACUCAUUCUUGGAAAAGACAGUCCAGCCAUUCAACAACAACGUGUAGGUGCAGUACAAACCAUUUCUGGUACAGGGGCCAAUCAUACUGGUGCUGCCUUCUUGGCUCAACAUUAUAAGGGAAGUGGCAAGUGUUAUAUCUCUAAACCUACCUGGGCAAAUCAUCGUAAUAUCUUUGAAGGUGUUGGAUUCAAGGUAGAAGAAUAUCCUUAUUGGGAUCCCAACUCAAAAGGUUUGAACUAUGAUGGUACGAUCCAAGCCAUUCAAGAAGCUCCUAAUGGUAGUGUAUUUAUUCUUCAUGCUUGUGCUCAUAAUCCUACUGGUGUCGAUCCUACUGUGGAACAAUGGAAAGGCAUUGCUCAAGCCAUGCGUGCUAAAGGUCAUUUCCCCUUCUUUGAUUGUGCUUAUCAAGGCUUUGCUUCAGGUGAUUUGGAUCGUGAUGCUUGGUCUGUUCGUUAUUUUGUUGAACAAGGUUUUGAAUUGUUUGUUGCUCAAUCUUUUGCAAAGAACUUUGGUCUUUAUGGUGAACGAGCUGGUAAUUUGACAUUUGUAUUGAAAACACCUGAAGAUACCAAACGUGUCUUAUCUCAAUUGGAAAAACUUCAACGAUCCGAAAUCUCCAAUCCUCCUGCUUAUGGCUCUCGUAUUGUGGAUAUUGUAUUGAAUGAUGAAGCUUUGUAUGCUGAAUGGAAAGAAAAUUUGAAAUACAUGUCCAAUCGAAUCAUCGAUAUGCGCAAGGCUUUAUAUCAACAUUUAUUGGAUUUGAAGACUCCAGGAACUUGGAAUCAUAUUGUAGAUCAAAUUGGCAUGUUCUCUUUUACUGGUCUCAAAGCUCCUCAAGUCAAAGUGAUGAUUGAAAAAUAUCAUAUUUAUCUCACAGACAAUGGUCGUAUCUCUAUGGCAGGCUUAUCAAAAAGCAACGUGGAAUAUUUCGCCAAGGCUGUGGAUGAUGUAGUUAGAAAUGUCUCUGUAUAGAAACUUUUUAUUUUAUUUUAUGAUUUUAUUUUUACAUAUAUAUAUUUAUGGUUUUAUUUGUUUGAUACCCAUUCUCUUUGUUUUUCAAAAUAUUCAAAAUAAAAAUAAAGAAUUGGUAUAGACAAAGUCA